This is a messenger RNA of Apis laboriosa (Himalayan honeybee), 4998 nucleotides long. RefSeq names its product hemicentin-1 (gene ed). The coding region runs from base 1243 to 4992 and encodes 1249 amino acids. Gene Ontology annotation, biological process: cell-cell adhesion. The record is from RefSeq and is a predicted model, not a curated record. Gene Ontology annotation, molecular function: cell adhesion molecule binding. Gene Ontology annotation, cellular component: cell-cell junction. NCBI's taxonomy places the organism in Eukaryota, Metazoa, Arthropoda, Insecta, Hymenoptera, Apidae. The transcript has 7 exons.
UUCUCCGUCCUUGUCGCUCGUUCGUUCGUCUUCCUUAGCCAACCGCUGCCACCUUCGCCACCAUAUAGCCAGCAUCAUCGUCACCACCAUCCGUCCGACACACCGUGCCUACGUAUACCUACGUAGUAUGCACGGUAUACUUGGGACGAGCGUGCAUCGCUCAACAACCAACCGACCGACCAACCGAUGCUUGUAUGCGUAAUGUAUGUACGUUGCGCGCUGCGCGCACCAAGCCGUAGUGGGGGAUGCGACGUACGGGGGGAGAAGGCGACCGGUGGGGGGUAGCGGCGAUGCUACGCGACCCCAAGCUCAGUCGUUGCGCGACCCUCGUCGAGUGUGUUUGCGUUAACGUUUUCCGUGAGUUCGAGUUUUUUUUUUUUAACGCCACUUCGGUUACGUCUCUGUCGCAAAGUGUUCUUAUUCUCAAAUCAAACUCCGUCCUCCGGUAUUCAACGUUCGUUCACACGUUUUUUUCCCGUACCUGUUGUCGACGAUCGUCUCCUCUUCUCCCGUUUCUUGACACAUUUUUCCAUUUUAUUUUUGUCCCGCUUUCCCUCCUUUCAUCGCGUGUCCGUUGCUACUAUUUUUGCAUCGGCCAAUCGUCUGUCGCAAAAACGGACGGGGGAAAGUGACGUUCUUCCAGGUGCGAAGUAAUACGGUCGGUACGAUCGAGCAACGAAGGAGAUUAUUCGCACCGAAGUGCACGAGAACGUGUGCCUAGAUAUUUAGGUAUCGGACCAUACGUGCAAGCCUCGAACAAAGGAGUGCCUUCGGACGGACGGUUGCGACGUGGCGUUUUGAAAUCGCGCGCAAACCUUCCUUUUUCGUCCGUUUCGCGAAACGGACGGAUGCCCGCGAUGGAAAUCAGCGUGCGAGCCUCGCCGUUCUUCGCCUAUACAGAAUGCCGCCGUUGAACGCUUGAGAAAUCUCUCCCGGAGUGAGGAAUUACCGUGCGACGAUGGGAUACUGCUCUUUUCACUCGGCGGAUCUACCUUGCCGGUAGUCGUGAUUGUUCGUACAUCGCGGGUGCAUCGAGUGCAUGAGGAAGACACGAUCGCCUCAGGGAGGAAUCACGACCGAUGAAGCUUAUCAUCUCCGUUCCAACGAUUUCGACGAAGGGAGAGAGAUACAGUGAGAAGAAAAGGUGUGACAGUGAGACGAGUGAUCGAAUAGAACGAAUAUACGGAUAUGAUAGGUGCAGUGAGUCGUUGGGUGUGUUGGCGAGCGUGAUCGAGGAGAUCGAUGCGAUCAUCGAUGCCGCGUGCUGGCAAAAUUCGCGCAGCGUCGUCGUCAUCGUCGAUACUCGGUGAAAGUCGGUGCAACGCGGAACUCUGUCCUCCAACGCGAAUGGAGCCGCGCAAUUUGCGUGUCUCGUUGUUCCGUUCCACUCGAACUGUUCGUGGAAUUCGUUUUGCCGAUAGAAUGGAUAGGAUUCGAUCGUCGAGAACUACGACGAUUAUCGCCGUUACUUCGCUGCUGUUGCUGCUGCAUCCCGCAGCGGCACAGGGUCGCGUGGAGGAGACGCAGAUGGACACGCACGAGGGGUCGACGGUACAGCUGCAGUGCCGUUUCUCCCCGCCCCGGGAAAACGUAACGUGCUUCUGGUUGACGCACACGAACGAUAAUCACGACAACGCCGCGAUCGACAAUCUCUCGUUAUCGCCCCAGUACAAGGUGUUUAUGAAUCUGGAGGAGGGUCGCUACGACCUUCAGAUAAGAAACGUCUCGUACGAGAGGGACAACGGCAAGUACGAGUGUCGGGUGAAGGCGAGCGGAACGGGGCACGACCUGCAUCGAAAGUUCAUCACUCUGACCGUGCUCAGGGCGCCGGGGCCGCCCACCAUAUCCCCGACCUCGGCCUCCGCGACGGAGGGCCAGAAGCUCGAGUUGCAGUGCAACACGAACGGCGGCAGCCCCGAGCCCGAGGUAAGGUGGUACCGCGGCAACGAGACGGCCGUCCUCCACUCGGGCAGGGCGCUGACGGUCGAGCCGAAGAAGGAGGACGACAGGGCGACGUUCCGUUGCGUGGUGAGGAAUCGCGCGAUGCGCGAGGGCGAGACGUUGAACGCCACGGUCACCCUCGACGUGAAUUAUUUCCCCCGGGUCACCGUCGGCCCCGAGAACCCUCUCAAGGUGGAGGUGAACGGGACGGCGAACCUCGAGUGCCGCGUCGACUCGAAACCUGCGGUGGGCAUGGUGAGGUGGUGGAGGGACGGCAGCUUCGUGGCGACCAGCUUUCAACACACGAUACGAAGGGUUGCCGUCCAGGACGCCGGCAAGUACACCUGCCAGGCGGACAACGGCCUCGGCAAGAGGGGGGAGAGCUCCCUCCUGUUGGACGUGCUCUAUCCGCCCACCGUCUCGAUAGAGGGCGACCCCCUGAGGAUCGCCGAGGUCGAGGACACGGUCACCGUCCACUGCAACGUCACGGCCAAUCCCCCGCCCUCCGUGAUCGAGUGGCUGCGCGACGGCCGCCCCGAUUUUCGACAGCUCGGCUCGAUCCUCCGCUUGAGCCGCGUCACCGCCGACCACGCGGCCAAUUACACUUGCCGCGCCGUGAACACGAUCCACCCGUCGGGCGGCGAGCGGCGCAACUACUCGGCCACCGCGCGGCUCACCGUCCGCGUCAGGCACAAACCUGGCCCCGCGAGGGUCACCCCCGACUCCCCCGUGGCCGUGGAGGGAUCCAAGGUGAUUCUCACGUGCAUGGCGAGCCCUGCCGGCUACCCGGAGCCUAGGUACAAGUGGUGGAAGGAGGGCGAGUCCGGCACAACGUCGAUGCCCUCGGUCAACGUGGGCCCCAAAUACGAGAUCGACUCGGUCCACUUGGGCAGCGAGGGAACGUACAAGUGUCACGCGACCAACGAGAUCGGGAACGGCGAGGCGGCAUCCGUCAACCUCACCGUCCACCAACCGCCCAAGAUACUCACCAAGUUGCAACCGCACGUCACCAGGAAGGUGGGCGAGUCCUCGUUUCAAGUGUCGUGCGUCGCCCAAGGGAAGCCCCGUCCGAGCGUACGAUGGUUGAAGGACGACCAAGAGUUGACCGCGGACGAGAGGCUGUACAAGGUGACUACCAGCGCGUCGGAGGGCCACGGGAACGUGAUCACGGUGAACUCGACGCUGAGCUUCUUGGGCCACGCUAGGCCGCAGACGGACGAGAUCGUGGCGAGCGAUCGGGGCAAGUACACGUGCGUGUUCGUGAACGAGGUGAAGAAGGUGGAGUCGACGAUGAUGCUGAAGGUGGAGCACGAGCCCAUCGCGUUGCACCAGCACGGAAAGGUCGCGUACAACUUGAGGGAGACGGCCGAGGUUGCGUGCAAGGUUCAAGCGUGGCCGAAGCCCGAGUUCCAGUGGAGCUUCGGUACCAACGCCGCCAGCCUCCAAGGCUCUUCGAGCGACGGCCACUACGAGAUCUCGACCACCAGCGACAAUUACGACGUGUACACCUCCGUCCUCAGGAUAACCAACAUCCGGGAGUUGGAUUACGGGGAUUACAGUUGCAGGGCGGCCAACGCCCAGGGCAGCAUCACCUCGACCAUCAGGCUCCAGCCGAAGGGGGCCCCCGAGAGGCCCAUCAACAUCACCGCGAUGGACAUCGGCCCGACCCACGUCGCCCUCCUCUGGGAGCUCGGCUUCGACGGCGGCCUGCCCAUCACCAAGUACUUCGUCUCGUACAGGAGGGUGCCGGGUGCCGGCGACGAGAUCGUGGCGCCCGACUGCGCCGUGCCGAGGCCGCCCGCCGGCCAAUGGCUCGAGCUCGACUGCCGCCGCUCCAACCCCUGCAACGUGACCAACCUCGAGCAGCACCAGACGUACACGUUCAAGGUGAAGGUGUACAACACCAAGAACCACUCGGAUUACUCGGACGAGGUGACGGCGACCACCGCCGUGGCAAGGAUCCCGGCCCCGUUGAGGGUCAGCUACGACCCGGAGAGCGGCAUGUUGGCGAUCGGGGUGGGGGCCACCUGCCUCUCGCUCGUCGCCUCGAUCGAGAAGUUGGACGGGCCGUCGACCGCCUCCGUCGACGAGUCCCAGUGGAGGAUCCUCGACGAGUGGCCGCUCGAGGUGUUGGGCAGCGCGCCCACCCAGAGGGAGGGGGUCCUCGACGACCCGGAGUCCCUGGACGCGAACGAGCCCAGGCUAAGGGUCAGGCUGUGUCUGAAGGCGGACAGGCAGAAGUGCGGCGAGUACGGGGAGGCUAAGAUCGGCCCGUCGUACAUCGCCCAGGCCGGCGCACUCGCCACGCCAACCUUGAUCGCUCUGGUGGUGAGCGGUGCCGUGUUCCUGUUGUUCGCCGCCCUGCUCUUGCUCUUUUGCCGCUGUCGUCGAAAACACGCGACCAAAGCCAAGGACUACGAGAUGGACUCGAACGCGGUACGGCCGAGCCUCGUAGCAGGAAACGGGCAGCAGAGCCAGGCACCGCCGCCCUACUACGCGGAGAACAAAGCGUUGGAGCACAGCUUGGAUCACGCUCUGGCCAUGGAGGACUCCAAGACCCCAGCUUACUCGCAACCCGGCUACGGAUACCAUCAACCGAACCACAACAUCAACGGCGUGAACAUGGGCUACAUGGACAACAGCUACUCGAACUCGAAUAACGGGGGCUCGGUGAACUCGCAGGACUCGAUCUGGCAGAUGAAGUCGGCCGCAGCGAACGGGGUCGGCCAACCCUACGACCUGGCCGGAUACGCGACCACCGAGUCGGAUUACCCGACCCACCCUCAUUACCUCCCCCAGAGGGAGGAUUAUAGGGAGAGCCAUAAUCUAAGUCGACAGCAGUUUUGCUCGGAACCAUUCGCCACCGUCGUAAAGUCUCAAAAACACGUCGAUUCGCCUUACGACGUGUCCGGUCUACCCUAUCAGGAGAACUACGACGAGGACGCGAAGCCGCCGCAGCAGGUCAGCCUGUCGUACGACGAGAGCCUGGAAUCGGGAUACUCGACCCCGAACAGCCGGGGGCGGCGGAUCAUCCGCGAGAUAAUCGUUUGAGAUCUG